This is a messenger RNA of Malaya genurostris, 24373 nucleotides long. It is a transcript of the gene RhoGAP100F, whose product is annotated as rho GTPase-activating protein 100F. The coding region runs from base 1089 to 6599 and encodes 1836 amino acids. Gene Ontology annotation, molecular function: protein binding. The record is from RefSeq and is a predicted model, not a curated record. NCBI's taxonomy places the organism in Eukaryota, Metazoa, Arthropoda, Insecta, Diptera, Culicidae. The transcript has 14 exons. Gene Ontology annotation, biological process: signal transduction.
CUGUGUGUCAGCUGCGUGUGUUGGGCUGGGUUUGGGGACUCGUAGCCAUCUUGGAUGAACAGAAGCUCGCGUUCUCGCUCUUGCUCCCGUCUUGCUGAAUGUGAAAAUUGUUUCACAGGCUCGUGUGUUGUAUGCUAUUUGCGCUGUAUGGCAGUAGAACGAAAGUGGAAACAGGAAAAAAAAAAUCGGGACUCGUCGUCUCUCCUUUGGACGGUGGUGCAGCGCGGGUGUACUUUUUCGUGCGUCCCGAUUCGGGUAAACUGAUAUGUUUCGGUUGGAUUUCUAGCCAGCAGCAGACGAAAAAAAAAGUCGAGUUCCGUGUCGGAGAAAAGAGAUCAAUCCUGAAGUGCUCCAGUGUUGUGUGAGAUGAACGCGAGAUAGUUUCGAUUUUUAGUGGGUGAAACCGACUUGCAGAUCCGUUGUACACUUUUGAGGGAAAAUUCGUUGGUUUGUGCUGCUGCCAGAAAGUGUAGUUGAAUUUUUACUUCCUAGUCCGUGUUUUGGAACGGCUCCCGACGAUUGCGAAAUAUAAAACGGACAAUUUCGUUGUAAGCAGACCUAUCCCACACACACAGACCGAGUACAUCUGACUGAACUCAUCGUAACUCAAGGAAAUUGAAUUAGAUGUCAUUAUCGCACAAUGAUGAAAACACAGAUGAUGAAGACUGAACAAAACAAGUGAAACUAGUGAUCAUCAUUAAUCAAGACCGUGUAGUGGAUUCGAGUGGUAGAGUAGUAGAAAAUGUCUCCAAUGGACCCGGCUGCGGGCAAGGACAACAGUGUGUCAUUUCUGUUGAAAGCAGUUACAACACAAGCAGUAUCCCCAGUAGAAGCAGUAUCAGCAGCAGCAGCCGCUGCCAAUGAAUUUCGUAUGUGUUAACGUGUUGGAGGAGGAGGUGCAGCAGCAGCAGCAGCAUCAGCAUCAGCAGAAGCAACAACGUCAGCAACCGGAUACGCGGUGUUGCCGUACAGUAAGGAACUUUCUACGGCGGACGACGGCUACCGGGGGUCACGGUGCGUCAUAGCACGGCCGGUUCUCUGCUAGCAACAGUCCGAAGCUAGUCGUUACCCGAGCCCGACGUAGACUAAUGCAGUGGAGGAAGUUUGCACGGCUGAAAACGACUGGUACUGGACAUUCGCGUACGCGGAGAAUGCUUUGCUGUGGCCGCAGAAAGGAAAAUGGAAGAUCAGUGCCUGACCUCACCGCAAGUCCGGGCCGUGCGCCACCCGGACCGAUGCCUGCCCACCAGCAGGGCCAGGGCAUGCAACAGCAACAGCAGCAUCACCCCCACCAGCAGGGCGGCGGCCACAUGCAGCAGGGCCAGCGGUCUAUGGGCGGAGGCAACAAGGAGCCAGUAUUACUACAGGGUGACUUCCGGAAGGUGUCCGGUAUCAGCUCGGAGAUCUUUCGCCAGAUCGAAGCGGUGGAGAACGAUCACGACCCGAGCACGGCGGCAGCACUGGAGGCGGUGGAAAGGCGUGGUGAAAUGAUAGUGCGCAUUCUGGAGCCCCGCUGCAUGGGAAGCCGACAGGCCGUCGAAGCAGGCCAGAAGUUUCUUAACAAGGCCGAUGCACGUCACACGGUGCAGCUGGUGGAAAUAGUGAAACGACCCGGUCAAACGCUGGGGCUGUACAUUCGCGAAGGAAACGGUGCCGACCGGUCCGAUGGGGUGUUCAUUUCCCGGAUAGCGUUGGAGUCUGCCGUGUACAACAGUGGCUGUUUGCGGGUAGGCGAUGAGAUUCUAGCCGUCAAUCUGGUCGACGUUACGCGGAUGUCACUGGAUGAUGUGGUGAUAAUCAUGUCGAUUCCACGGCGUCUUGUGCUCGCCAUCCGGCAACGGCGUGGUUCACGGGGGGCUAACUCCCCCGGGCCCCAUCAAAUGUCGCGACCCGAACAGAAACCCCCGCCGGUUGUGGUUAUCAAGCGGGAUCUGCGGGAUGACGAUUUGGACGAUUCGGACCGGGCACCGCGUUCGUCGAGAUCUUCGCGGGAGCGACGGACAGGGGAUGGUCGUGAGAUGACCGAAUCCCGUUCACGGCUAGGGUUGGGCCUAAACAAUUACAGCCCUCAGAGUGAACAGUUAGACUUGUAUUACAACAGCCGCACAGGCCAGCCAGUGGAAACACCGAGCUGGGGCUACAAACCACCGCCACCACCGUCUGUCAUUACCGAGCAACCGAAGGGAACCCAUGGUUUUCAGACAUCUCACUCGUAUUACCAGAAUGCCGGGACAUUGGAGAGCUUGGCAGAGAAGGUGCACGCUUUCUAUCCGAGCAACACCACCAGCCGUCGAUUGUCUGCCGGAACUGGCGUUAGCAUGUCACAAUCCCACCAACGGUUUCCGCGCAGUGGCUCGGAUCAACAUCUGCCGCGGGUCGAAUACGCGGAUUAUGCAUCGCUCGGAAGACAUGCCCUCCUACGGUCUAGUCUGAAGUCUGAUCUGGUACAAGCGGCUCCAAUCGCUGGUGGUACCCUCGGUCGUUACGGACGUUACGAUCCUCCACCGUCAUCACGCACACCGAAAUAUGCUCCAUCACCGUUGGGUGCCACUGGUUCUCUUCAGCGGCGUUCCCGUCCGGCAAUAGAUUACUCAAGCGAUACGGAAGCUACGAUCGGUCCCCGACCUAGCUAUUAUUACUAUAACCACCCGGCGAUGGCUGCGGCAAUCCAACGUGGCAGCACACAGGCUCUCGGUGGUGGCCCAGAGUUCGCCAAAUUCAAUUCGUUACCGAGGGAACGGCCCGGAUCCCGAAUGGGUCUCCGCAGUCGGAUCGGCGAUCGUCUACAGGAUGAAACCGAUGGUAACUUAUCCGCUCCUGAGUACUCACUGCCCAUUCGGAGGGAUCCUCGUGAUCUACGCCAGCGAAUUACCGCCAGCCCUUCAAUAUUCACCUCGGAUGAAUACCGAGCCUGGUUACGACGAGCUCCCAGCAGUUCAGCCAUCUGCGAACAGAUGCGAGCUUCCCGCGACAUCUUGAACCAACAACGGGCGCAUCGGUUCUCCUGUUCAGCAGAAAACAUUCACGAUGUCCUGAAAAAUACCGAACACAUCUACAGCAGCCGAACCGGUCUCACCGGCGGAACACUCGAUCGGCAUAGCCUAACGGUAGGCGGCCCACGAAUGUCUUCACUGCCAGUACGAUCCAUGUCUUCACAGCACAUCGGACCGUCCUCCAUUCGAUCGCCGAGUGUUCGCCGUAUGCGGCAACUACUCGAACUGACCCAGGGUGGCCCUGGAGGUGUACCGGGUUCGGCUAUGGCAGCCCUAACCGGUCACCAGAGCCCGGCACCGACACCGAGCACAACACUGCCGCGAGCUCACCGACAGAUUGAUAUUAAUCCGGCCGAGUACACCAAGUACAAGCUGGAUAAACCAGUGGUGGACGCCAUUGGAAUGUCCGGAAUGCUUUGGAUUCAUCUACUGGCGGGUCGUGGCCUACGGGCCAUGUCAGAAACCACACAGACCCAGCAGCCGAUGAUCCGGGAUCUGUACUGUGUGUUGGAGUGCGAUCGUAUUCACAAGGCUCGCACGGUCGUUCGAUCCGGUGAUCUACAAUUCGAUUGGGAUGAAUCGUUCGAACUGGACCUGGUGUGCAACAAGCAGUUGGACGUUCUGGUCUACUCGUGGGAUCCGCAACAUCGACACAAACUGUGCUAUCGGGGUGCCCUAUCGCUCACCACACUGCUCCGACAAUCACCGAUUCAUCAGCUGGCACUGAAGGUUGAACCACGAGGUACGAUCUAUCUGCGCCUGCGACAUACUGACCCAUUCCAGCUGUACAGGCGCCGUGGAUUGCCAAGCCUGCGGGCAAGUGUUCCGGCCUUGUUCGGUGCAGAUCUGGAAACGGUGGUGACGCGUGAAUCCAAGGGUGCUCCCGGAAGCGCUCCAGUUCCUAUUAUUCUGCGUCGCUGCGUAGAGGAAGUCGAACGACGAGGCCUGGACAUUAUCGGGCUCUAUCGGUUGUGUGGUUCAGCUACCAAGAAGCGACUACUGAGGGAAGCAUUCGAGCGGAAUAGUCGAGCCGUGGAAUUGACACCGGAUCACGUGCCAGAUAUCAACGUCAUUACCGGUGUCCUCAAGGAGUAUCUACGCGAGCUCCCGGAGCCUCUGUUUACCAAGUGCUUGUUCCAAAUGACCGUAGAUGCGCUAGGUAGUGUUUGCUUGCCAGAUGACCCGGAAGGUAAUGCCAAGUUGAUGCUCAGUAUUUUGGAUUGUUUACCAAGGGCAAAUCGGGCGACAUUGGUUUUCCUUCUGGACCAUCUUUCGCUGGUAGUUUCGGCAUCUGAACGUAACAAGAUGUCCGCCCAAGCCUUGGCUACCGUUAUGGGUCCUCCGUUGAUGCUGCACUCAUCCAGCGCCGGUCCCAAUGAAGAGAUCGAUCACGCACAACCGAUCGCAGUGCUCAAAUAUCUUCUGCAAAUUUGGCCCCAGCCUCAACAUGGCACCGGGCACGUUGGUACUUCAGGUCGGCGCGGCGAGCCAGUAGAGCCGCGUGGAAACAAAGCCAGUGCGUUGCAAGUGGGCAAAUCACCGGCGCCUCUCCCGUCCCUCCCGUCGGCCAGCAGCCUCCACAAGCUCCAUCAUCUUCAACAGCAACAACAACAGCAGCAGCUGCAGCCGUCGCCGGCACAAUCUCGUCUGGCCCCGUCGGCAUCAUCCUCCCUGAUGGUGGGGUCGGCGGGGGCUAUCUCCCGUUCAGCAACCAGCAGUCCAUCGGCAACCUCCUUCCAACUCGGUCCGCAUCCGCUCUCAGCCACUCCCAGCAAUCUACAGUAUCAAUCAGUAGUGGCUCAGUUAGCUCAAUCCCAUCGAGUCUCGCAACAAGUGGGCCAACAGCACCAUCUAUUGGAGGCCUCAGCGGCCUCGGCGGAGCCCGGCCAAUCGCCACAUCACGCCACACCCUCCCCAAGCUCUAGUUCCACUUCGUCGGCCUCCGGAUCCGGAUCCGGCACGGACACCAUUAAACGUGGAGCCUCACCCGCCUCGGUUAAGUUUAAAGAAUCCAGUAGUAGCUACUCGCUUAAAUCCGACACCAGCCGCAUCCUGAGCAGCACCAGCAGUCUAGCGAAGAAGUAUGCCAGUAGCACCAAUGGCGCCGAACCUGUUUCCAACGGUGGUUCCACAACGUACGAACAAUCUCCCGCCGUGUCGUCCCACCAGUCACUGCUAGGCAACGGAACCAACGGUGUUCGGAAACGGGAAACGGGCAACGGCAUUGGCCCCAGCAUCAUCAGUAGCAGCAGCAGCAGCAACAACAAUAAUGGACCAAAUAUCUCCUCAUCAUCUGAUCUACAGUAUCCAUCCAGAAGUGUUCUUUUCACAUCGGAUAGCCUGUCAACCACAUCGACGUCACCGCAGCCAACGGCAGUGGCGACGACAUCGUACGGAAAGGUUGCCACCGUCCCCUCGUUAUCGUCCUCGGCGGUUCCAGCGGUUCCGGCUUCCUCCCUCGAUGUCGUCACAUUUAGUUUAGACGAAAAGAACAAUCUCGUGGUAUCGCCGUCGCCUUCGUCCGCAUCGGAGUCUUCGCACCAUUCUUCGAACUCAUCAUUGCGGGAACGAUCACCCCAGCCAUCGCCAUCACCUCUGAAACGACAGGAUCCGGUAGAACGGGCGGACAGUGCUGGCCCAACAAGUGCGGCAAGUUCAACUGGUUUCAUCUCCUCGCUAAGAAGUCAAACCCUCGGCAGCUAUCAGUUUCCAUCGAGCAGUCUGAAGUUAUCCAGUCAGCAGAGUACGGAUCCGGCAACCGGAGACGAUGGUAGCACUUCGUCGUUGCUUCGCAAACUCACUUCGUCACUGUCGAGAUCGAUCACCAGCAAUACAGGCACUUUACCAUUAUCGUUAGGUAGGCAAGGCGCGAGUAGUUCAUUAUACCAGCAAGACUUUUCCGGUAGCGGAAACAUCAGCAACAGCAGCAGCAGCAGUAGUGGUAAGCCAACGAGUGCUUCUCUCAAUUAUACAAGUUCGGGGGAUAAUGUCCUGGCUGAUAGUACAGUCACGACGGCUGCCGCAGUCAGUAGUAUGAGUAUCUACGGAACGCUUCCGAAGAAUUCUUCGGUUUAUUCGUACGGUGGUACAUCCUCUAGUCUGCUGACGGGAACGUCUAGCUCGUACGGUAUAAGCGAUCGAUUUCGGGCACUGACCGGUGCCUCCUUGGAGGGUUCCAGUGGAUUAGGAUCCAGUAUGACCGGAACUACGGCAAGCUCCGGUGCAGACAGUGGAGCAGGCUCCAGUUCUGUCGAUCUAGGAGCAAGUGGGUACGACUACGAGUCAUCCGGAUUCUCAUCCACUGGACUAACCUCCUCGUACGGUACCACGGCAUCCUCGGGAUCGAUGACCACUUCGGCAACUUCCGGGCUUUCUUCGUCGUAUUUCAGCACCGGCAGUGGAACCAGUCCGUUCAGUACCGCUGCAAGUGGGCUGGGUGAAACCGGUCCUCCUCCUUCGACAUAUCGAGUGCAAUAUUCGUCGACGAAUCCAUUCCUACCGAGCUACAAUCCACCGAGCGACAACGGCAGCGGAACUCACGGUAUUACCGGUCGCAACGGUGGGCUUAAAUCGUCGGACGAAGAUGAUUCGUUCGAUAUGAAGUAAAAUCGGCAGUAUUAUACUAGUAGGAACGUAGUUGGCAAUGAGAUUUUCCAGAGGUUGCCAGAGCAACCUUAGUAGAAGCGAACUGAAACGGAGACAUAAUGAUUCGCAAUCAAGUUUAGGUUUUGAACGAGAAGUAUUUCCGGAAAUAUUACCGCAACAAUCAAACAAACGAAACUCCCAGUCUUAUUGUUUAUCAGGCCGAUAGUUUUUGAGAAUUUUUUGCUAUUGUUUUGACAACUUACAACGUACGUACGAGCGGACGCGUGUUUUCACGCGUUCGAUCAACAUUCGCAGGUCAUCCGAAACCCUAUCAGCUAUACAGUGCUUCAUGUUUGUACCCAUUACCCCUCGUAUUGACCUGGCGAAUUUGAACCAGUAAAAAGCAACUUUUAGAAAACAAUGAUAAACCAACAAUUGUUAGAAUUAUUAUUAAACGUGCAUUCGAUACGCUUUACUUGUCAUCUGAGUAAUGAGAGAAAUAACGACUUGCUUAAAUGUUCUCAUAACCAAACGAAACCGGGAAAAUGCAACAAUUUUCUCACUCAUAACCACACAACUAAACAGUAUAUACAACCUCAAGAAUUUAGCAAACCAUUUAAAUCAAGGACAGGAAUCUAAAUCUAGGAAAAAAAAAUUUGAGUAAAAGCAAAAUACAACCAAAUACAAUAAGACGAAAGAAACAAGACUUACUUAUACAUUGGGCCCCUCGGCGGGUCCUUCACACCAACACAAAGGUGAAACCAAACAAAGAAAAAAAAAGAAAUGAAACGAAGCAACAACAAAUAAACAACAUUUACAGUCAGUCACAUUCGUAUUCGUAGGCGUAGAACGGUGUCAAAUCAGAAGCUUUUAGAACUGUGGAUUUCCGUUGGUUUUUUUCUAACCUAGUUUACUAAUCAUAAUUGAACAAAUUUCUCGAAUUUUCAAAAUCUAAAAAAAUAUUCAUCAAUUAAACGAUCCGGAAGAAAAAAAAAUACAAACCACUACACGUGCAAAUUUAGCACUCACACAUUAACCGUUUAUAGUAUUCUUGUAGCCCGAAGCAAUCAAGUAUCAUUACUGAUCCCUAAUCGUUCCUCAAUCCCAAACUCCAAACUCCCUUUUUCAAACGAAACUCAAUCAAACAGCUUCAGGCUAGUUAAGCUAUCCUUAAACGAAAUAAAAAUAACACACCCCAAUUCCAUUCAUCAAUAUUUAGCACAAUUUCAUACGAGUAACAGAAACACAUCAUUCCAGAAUCGUUCAUAAUCAGUGUACCCAAGAACCAAGUAAAUUAAAUAAGACAACAACAACAAAAACUCUAGAAAAUCUUUUAAUCGCAUACUUAACGAAAAGCAGGUUAAUUUGUUGAACAGAAAUAAAGAAAAAACGAUCAUUAAAAAAUAAAACAAGGACAACACGCCUUACGUAGCAAACGAAAAAAAAGAAGUAAAUCGGAAGAUAAACAGAGAAAGAGCUUCCGCUCUCUUACCGGCUUGUGUCAGCUUGUAAAUAGGAUAGGGAAAAUAAAAAUCGAACUAUUCACGGUACUGACCGGCGAAGGCGUACUAAUCACGAAGGGCGUGGAUUCGGCCGGGAUGGAUGGGAUCCUAUCUUAUAUAUUAUUCUAUACGCACUUUGUGGUCAAAUAUUUAGCUGGAACGUUUCGACGGUGACUGCAUUUCCAAUUUCCUCACAAUUUGACAGUCGCACAGUGGUUCGAAUCAAUAAAAACGUGGACAUAAAUCAGUAGCUGCCAAACCGUUCUUUUAAUGCAUAUAGUUGCUUUGAAGAAAUUAUUUACAAAUAUAUACCGCGUAAUUUGAUCCUAUCAUUAAUUGUUCAUGGCCUACUUUGACAAAAAAUGUAACCAUAACUUUUUUUUCUGAAGAGAUAGAAAUUUUUUUUUUCUACAAAGUUUUAGAACUAUUAAAAAUAAUUUACUUUGUCAAAUAUACCAAAAGUCUAGGUCGCACCGUUUCGGAUAUACAAAGCGUUUUUAUGGCAACCCCCUUAAAAUCAGUUUUUUAUUCAUAAAUUGUUUCAAAUUAUUUUGUUAUGGAUACUUUGUUUGGAAUAAUUGUAGAAUUUAUAAAAUCGCAUAUUUUUGUUGAAGAUAGUGCAUAGGUUUGUUCUUUCCUGGCAAAGUUAUGCAACAUUUUACCUUUUUUUUACCUAGGAUAAAACCUUGCACCGAAGCGAAAUAUGCAACUUUAUGCAGCUGAUGUUUACAAAAUUUGUAGGCAAAGAUGUGCCCAAUAUCAUGAAAAAAAAUCUAAGUGGAACUCGGUGGAACUUUUUUUUUAGGUCUUUUCAAAGUUAGUUUUAAUUACUGAAUUAUGGCAACCCCCUUAAAACUAGUUUUCUAGUCAUAACUUGUUUCGUGUUAUUUUUUUAUGCAUGCUUCGUUUGGAAUAAUUGUAGAAAAUAUAGAAUUUCAUAAUUUUGUAGAAGCUAAUGCAUAAGUUUAUUCUUUUCUGGAAAAUUUAUGCAUAAUUUCACCUUUUUUUACCUAGGAAACCUUGUACCGAAGCGAAAUAUGCAACUUAAUGCAGCAAACUUUUAUAAUACUUAUAGGAGAACAUGUACCUUAUCAAAUUUAUUUUCCAAUGAGAAUAUCUUGAGUAAUAUUCGUGUGACUCAUUUUCACUAUGGCCAUGCUGAAACCAUGAAUGGUUAAGAAACACAGGGCGCACAAUAGUCCAAAACUGGAAAAAGACGGUCACAAGUCUGUACAGACUUUCACUGAUUUUCAAGAGCUAUCGUGUCUUCGAAGAAGUUUUACAAAAUUAUAUAACGCUUCUUUUGAAAGUAGCAAUUUUUGUUAAGGGGGUAGUACCGAUUUCGAAAAAAAAAUAAUUUUGUUUUUGACGAAAAUUUUUUUUUUCUAUCUCAUUUCAAAGAAAAAAAACAUUUCAAGUAUUUUUGCUGAAGAUAUGAAUAAUACAAAAAAAAUUUUUUUUUGAAAUAUUCGCUUUAUUUUAAACAGUUUUUUUGGAUUUGCCUACGUAGAAUUUAUCUCUAUUACCUAAGUAUCUACUACAAAGUUAGCAUUUAAAUGAGUAACUUUUCCCAAUACUUUUCACAACCUAAUCAAUCAACUAGGUAGUUAAUGUUACCUAAUAAAUCAUUACAAUAUGUCACUUAGUCGCAUUGCAUUCGAUCAAUCAGUAUCAGUCACGCUAUCGUCCGAGUUUUCCGUAUCGCUAAUUUCUUGUUCUGCUGUAAGUUCUAGCAUAUCAAUUGCUUCCAGUGACAAUUUCUUUCCAGUUUUGAUAGGUUUGUAACAAAUAUUCGAAAUCAGUGGGUCAGACGGUACUAGGAGUCUACAAAAAACAUCUGUCAUCGUUUUUUCACGGCUGUUUUUCCUCGUGCCCAAGUUUGGAUUUUUUUUAUUUAUUUAUUAAUUUUUAACUUUUUUCAUUCAAUAAACUAUAAAGGUUGUUUUAUGAAAUCGCUUAUUUGAAACCUAAGAAAAAACCGUACAUUCAUGCCUUGGACGAAUUUUUGUAUCUUUGUUAUAUUUUACAGGCUGUUGAAAAAAGGCUUUGUGAGAAAUACCCCAUGGAUUAUUACUAUAUAUGCUACGCACGUAUGCAAAUAUAUGAAAGAUAUUUCUAUACUAUUUCCGACUACCAGUCUGGACGCGCGUAAACAAGCAUAAACAAGUUCAUGCUUGCACGCGCAACUUAAGCAAAUUGUUGCGAUUUUUAUUUUGUUACUUUUUACAAAUGACAAUAUUAGAAUAAAUCUAAGUGGAACUAGAUGCAAUUUAAGGCCUUUUCAAAUUUAGUUUUAAUUAUUGAAAAUCCGAAAAAUAUCAAAACUUCAACACAUAUUUAAAAAAUGGAAAAAUGUUUUCUAGACAAAAUAUGAUAAAGUAUUGUUAAAGUACAAACCUUUACGAAGACAUUUCAUGUUUAAACGUGUAAAUAAAUUGACUUAUCGCGAAGCAACACGAUUUUUAAGACGAGAUGUUGAUCGGGCGACGCUCACUGCAAAAGUGAGUUACAGAAAUAGCAGACGCGUGACGCCCUCUGUUUCUUAACCAUUCAUGGUUUCAGCAUGGCCAUAGUGAAAAUGAGUCACACGAAGAGUACUCAAGAUAUUCUCAUUGGAAAAUAAAUUGGAUAAGCUACAUGUUCUCCUAUAAGUAUUAUUAAAGUUUGCUGCAUUAAGUUGCAUAUUUCGCUUCGGUACAAGGUUUCCUAGGUAAAAAAAGGUGAAAUUAUGCAUAAAUUUUCCAGAAAAGAAUAAACUUAUGCAUUAGCUUCUACAAAAUUAUGAAAUUCUAUAUUUUCUACAAUUAUUCCAAACGAAGCAUGCAUAAAAAAAUAACACGAAACAAGUUAUGACUAGAAAACUAGUUUUAAGGGGGUUGCCAUAAUUCAGUAAAUAAAACUAACUUUGAAAAGACCUAAAAAAAAAGUUCCACCGAGUUCCACUUAGAUUUUUUUUCAUGAUAUUGGGCACAUCUUUUCCUACAAAUUUUGUAAACAUCAGCUGCAUAAAGUUGCAUAUUUCGCUUCGGUGCAAGGUUUUAUCCUAGGUAAAAAAAAGGUAAAAUGUUGCAUAACUUUGCCAGGAAAGAACAAACCUAUGCACUAUCUUCAACAAAAAUAUGCGAUUUUAUAAAUUCUACAAUUAUUCCAAACGAGUAUGCAUAACAAAAUAACUCGAAACAAUUUAUGAAUAAAAAACUGAUUUUAAGGGGGUUGCCAUAAAAACGCUUUGUAUAUCCGAAACGGUGCGACCUAGACUUUUGGUAUAUUUGACAAAGUAAAUUAUUUUUAAUAGUUCUAAAAAAAAUUUCUAUCUCUUCAGAAAAAAAAGUUAUGGUUACAUUUUUUGUCAAAGUAGGCCAUGAACAAUUAAUGAUAGGAUCAAAUUACGCGGUAUAUAUUUGUAAAUAAUUUCUUCAAAGCAACUAUAUGCAUUAAAAGAACGGUUUGGCAGCUACUGAUUUAUGUCCACGUUUUUAUUGAUUCGAACCACUGUGAGUCGGUUUGAAGCUUCCCCAAUCUUGUUUCCUGCUACCGUGGAUUUUGCUGUCAGAAUUCGUUGUCACAGCAACCAUUGUUGCCAUAGAAUAACUUUGAAAAAAAUACAAGGGUGGCUUCGAUGGUAAUCAAUUGCAUUGUGGAGUUGUUACUAGAAACAGACGUUUACCAAAUACAAAUAAUAAUACCCCUAAGUCCCAUACAAACGAACCGCCAAUGUUUGGUUCACAGCAUGAACAAGUAAGCCUUGCAAAUAUCUCCCUUUCAUUGCGAUAGUUUGAAAUUGUGUAAGAAGAUCGUUUCUGGCAACGCUUUAUGCUAGUUGCUACGGUGCAAAACAAACUUGUUUGCCUAUGUUUAUCGUUGCUGUAUUCAACUGCAACAAUCAGUCUUAAUAUCACCGGCACUAGCACAAAAGAUGAAAAAUGAACACAAACACCCACGAAUCUACAAAUAUCAAUACAAUCGAAUAUACAAUCCGCUAGUACCAUUCUAGAUUAUUGUUUAACUUACAUUUUGCUUGUGAUCUUGAUUAUCAGAUAAAAACUGUUUGUUUAUUUAUUUUUCACUAUAAUAAACAGUAACUAUGGUGAACUUGUUCUUACCCUUCAGUGUUGCUAGUUUUAUAGAAAACUCGUCAAAGUACAUUGUCACUCUGACAGUGUGUCAUGACAGUCACCCUUAUUCUGAAUAACGACGUAUCGUUUUGGCAUUAAAAAUGCCUUACUCUUCACUAUAUGGGGCCGGGUGUCAAUUAAAAGUUUCAAAAAUAGUCGCGUAACCUUUUUGUGUCAUAAUUUUGAACGUUAAUAACUCGGUCAUUUGUUGAUGGAUUGUUAUAAUUUAACAACCAAUCGAUUCGGAAACUUUUAACUUAAACAUGUAUGACGACGUCUUUUCAAUAAUUCAAUAGCAUACUAUUGAAAAAAUGGUUGGAAUCGACCUAUGUUUUCAUCUACCAAUCCCUGUUGUACAAAAUGACGUCAACUUUUUGUUCGGCAUAGGAGGCUUUGCGUCAUGCAUAAAAACACCGUAUCGUUAUGCGUAGUACGAAGAGAAAUCUAUAAAUAUAGGCUGCACAAAAUUUCUUUGCCUAGUUGAUGUUCGACUGUGAAUGAAACAAGUAGCUCGUCCAGUGAGCUGAUGACUGGAUUGUAUAUGCGUUCACUUACUGGAUUGUCGCUUUUGCAUUAUGUGUUGGUGAAAUUUCCUGUUGUCUGCGCAGCACCAUGUUCGCUUGAGUAUCUUAUAUUUCAUUUAGCUCUUGAAGAACCGAAUCAGCGUGGUUACCGAUUCUUUUGAAAUAUCCCAUGUAUUUAGCAAAUUUUUGGUCGAUUUUGCCAUUAAAAAUGCCUUACACUUCGCUUUCCGAGGCUGGGUGUCAAUUUAAAACAUGCAAGACUAAUCGCGUAACAUUUUUCUGUCAUAAUUUUGAACGCUUAUAACUCAGUCAUUUGUUGAUGGUUUAAUAUAAUUCAACAACCAAUCGAUUCGGAAACAUUUAACUUAAAUUUAUGAGAUAAUCUCAUUUGAAUAUUUCAAUUGCAUACCAUUGAAAAAUUGGUUUGAAUUAAGUAUUUUAUUUUGGUUCUCUGGUAACUAUCAGGCUAAUUUAGAAUUAUCGGCGAUUGAUUUUUCGGAUCUAAUUUGCAGCGCUUGUUCCUCGAGGAUUUGUUAAUGGAUUUUCCUCAUUUAAAUGAUUCCAAAGCUUCAAUAUUGUAAGCUUAAAAAUGUUUUCAUUUUUCAACGGAUCGGUUUGCAUACUUAAAUCUCCAUUCCCAUACGAACAAAACGUGACAAUGUGACUGAACAAGUUGUUGUCCCACCAGGAAUUAAACGCUUCAAAAGAUUCAAAAUUGAAUUCUGAAACUUAUCUAAAAGCGGUCUCCUCGGUUUAGUAGUAUAAUUGAGUUCCACAGGCUCACAUAUACAGUACAAUUAAAUGCAAUAUCAUAUAGUAUCAAAGAUAAACUCAAGGUAAGUUUACCUGCGUUUUUACAUGUAUCGUUUGAAUAGGAACCCUCGUAGAAUUUGGUUAAUCGCCAGUGUCAGUUCAAUUAUUAUUUGCUUCAAAACAAUAAGAGUCUGAUGGCUACACACGUUGUAACUAUGACAAUGUUCAUUCAUGUGUUAAUAACAUCAAGUUACAAUAUGAACAAAAUUCCGGAACGACCAUUAUUAGGUUAAAACUGGGGGUUAAUAAACGAUAUAAAUCAAAUUAAUAAGUUUGUACGUUUCUCGAAAAUUAUCAUCAUAAAAUAAAAUAGUUUUAUUUGUUCAGGUUUAAAUCUUUAUGUUGUUUGUAUCCAAAAUUGAGCUUUCAAGUAUAUUUGAAGUGUUGUGAAGUUUAGUGUAUCAUCUUCAUUAUCUUCUUUAUUUUUGUAUUUAUUAUGAAGACCCUAGAAUCGUUUCAUUUUUAAUGUUAUUGUGCUCGGUUGUGUCUUGAAUACAACCCUCUAAUUUUUUUCUAUCGUAUUUCAUUCGUAUUCCUAAUAACGCUAGCAAAAUCAAAGGUAGCUGGGAUUCGACCGAACCAUAUUCGAUCGAGAAACAAAUACGUCGUUAUUCAGAAUAAGGGCGAGUGUACCGCACGAUGCAAAAUGUGUCCGUGAAAAUUUGUCGAAGCAUUCCGUAUUAUAAUUUGUAUUUGCUUUUACUCCGAUUCUAGCCGGACAAUUUAUUCUCGCCAUUGAACUGCACAGCAAAAAGUUAUGAAAUUUACAGGCGACGCAAAUCGACAUUCAGCACUUACAGACACGUCAGAAUGCAUUAAAUAUGUGUUAGAUCAAUUGUGAAAAUGAGUUUUUUUUACGCUCGAAUAUGUCGGUCUAAAAAGACGCAAAUUUGCACGAUUUUUUGUAGGUGUGAGGAUACAAAUCCGGUUUGAAACCGGGUUUUAUAUCGUUUGAUCUUCACUGCAAACAUAACUCGAAUUUCCUAUUGGGAAAAGGCCUCCCCGGAUUUUUAGCUGCAUUCGAAAGGAAUUCUGAAAGGGUAUCUAAAAACCUCCUCCGAAUAUUGGGAAAAAAUUCGUAAUUCCAAACUUGACCAUAUAUCCAAGCCAAGGCUUGUCCUAAAACUUGUGAAUUCAGCCAAACUGAUGCACUGACACUCAAUACGUUGUUUCGAUGUAAUAACGUGUAAAUUAUCUGCAAUAUUUCUCUGAAAUAGAAAACUAUUGCAUUUGAUGUUCAGUACAGUUAAGUCGGUGUAGCUUUUCAAAGUAUUUCGAGUUGCAGUUUGCGACCGAAACUAUAUGAUUCACACUACAUAUGCCUACCAUUAUGGGUGACGGAUGAUUUGACCACGUUCAAAAAUUUCGCCAAAUUGGCGAAAUUGGGAGUAGUUUGAAAUUUAGCGAUACGCGAGCCAAAUUAUGGUGCCUAGCUCCAGUGGCUUCAAUGGUGUUUUUCCACCACUGAAAAACAAAUGUUUAAUUCAAAACGGUAGGUAACUACUGUCAAACCGUUUGUUUGAAGCUAAUUUAGAACCUAGUUUUAACGUUGUUGAACUGAAAAUCGAGUCAGUUUCGAACCUGGUUUUUAUAUCAGGUUUGUUCAAACCCCCGUUGCUAAGUGCGAAACCAACACAGUUUCGUGAAAAUUGUUUGUUUGUUGGAACUGCCCUGGGUGAGUUUCAGUUUUCUCAAGCGAAAACGACAUUAGUAAAUUUUUGUCUUUUUAGACCGACAUUUUCGAGCGUCAAAAAUAGCACAUUUUAACAGAUGAUUUAACGAGUCAUUCGUUCUGAUAAAAGUUUGAAGUGUUUAAACAUGCUAUUUUACGUGACUGCGUGAAAGGCGUGAUAUUUAGAUUUGCCUGUCCUUUAAAUUUGAAAAUUGGAAUGGAAAAUGUAUAAUGGUUUUUAUUAACACUAUUUCAAUCAAUGUUUCCGGGAAUUGUACAAAAAUAAUUUACUAAAAAGUCUGCAUUUGGUCACACGAGCUGAUUUUCAUACGAACCAUCUUUGAAUAGACAAUAGUCUUAGGGAGCAAAUUUGGGCGAAUAAAGUGGAUGAGCGAUCUUUAAAUUAUCUUGUGAACAAACAACUUUCUGUUCAAAUGACAGGGAAAGUAUUGCUUCGCAGUGAUUUCAGCUUGCGCAGCAAUACUUUCCCUGUCGAAGGUUUCUCCCUUUUUCGUGGCAGCUCACGAAAAGUAUGAUAAAACAAUCCCAGAAAGAUUUUUUUUUAGGAUUUACCAUGACUGAGUGAAAACAUAUAUUGAAGAAGCCAAAUGAAUGAGAAAUUCACAGCAAAGAUAAAGAAUGACGCAAUUUUACAUACAAAAUUUUGACAGCUGCCGGAAUCUUGUCAGACUUCUGCCGGCUGCCAGCUUUUUUUUACAAGCGGGAGUUACAUGUAUUUCCGAAUUGGCAAGAUUCUCAAACUACAGGAAUAUCUCUUUGAGUGACCAAAUAAAGCAAAUUUACUGCUAAGUUUUAGGAAGCUUGACAUUUGCACUGAAAAUCAUUUUUACCUAUUUUUUAGGUGAAAUCACUCAUUGCCGAGCUCUUCUAUAAGCUACCCAAAAUUAGGUCGUUAUCUACUCAAACUUUGAGUUGAUCGUAAAAAAAUGGGUAGCGUGCUUUGUUAUGGCAUAACACUUUGGGUCAUCACUCGUUACCUAAAAUUGAGGAGAUGCACUUUAGUUAAUUUUGUAUAGGUUUUGACCCAAAAUUAGGUAGCGGCUGGUAAGAGUGUAGUAAUAAAAAUUUUUCAAGAGUUUCAAGAAGUGAUCAAGUACACUGAUAUUCUGAAAGAUAUCCACCAUAACAAAUUUAAAUACAACCGGAUUCAGGUUUCUGAACUGAUCGAAUCUAAAAAAAUCUGAUUCCUGAUGAAUGUAAUUGUAACAAAAAUUCCAAAAAAUAUUCUCUAGAAAGCACGAAAUUUCCGGUAAUUUUAUACACCCCAAGACAUCUUCUUGCACUACACAGGUAGCCCAACUCAACGAAAGGUCGCCGACUCAAAAAGUACUGUGGUUUAAUUUAAUGAUACGGAUUGGUCUAGCAUCCGUCAAAACCAGGUAAUGCGUCGACUAUUUGAUUGUCUUUCAAAAAUUGUUUUCGAGAAAAAAUACACUCAAAAAUGAAACAGAUAUCGUUAAAAUUUCUCUAUUUUAAUUGUACUAUUUUUCACUCACACUUCCCUCCUUUCGCCAAAAAAAAUUUAAACUUCAUGAUUGUCGGAAUCAGAAUCAGUAGAAUUUAAUUGCCGUUUUUGUUUCCGAUUUUCGUUUUACUAACCAUUCUACUAAGACGAUCAAGCAAAGAAACUACUCAGACGUGAUUGCCAAAAAAAUUAAAUGAUCACCAAAGAAGCUACUCGAAAAUUGGUUGUAUAUCACUUCAUGCAAUAUUCACACGUACCUAACUCUGGUCUCUCUUCAAAUGUCGAAUUCACACGUACCAAGCGACGACUGCGAUGAGACACCUAGUAUUGACAGCGCACUAAGAAAAUUCAAGUCAGUAAAUGUUUGGGUAGAAACCUAACUAUCCGGAGGUGUUUGAUAGAUGCACAUUGAUUACAUUGUUUUUUAAUUGAGAUAUGUUCUACCAAUGGGUAAUGUGCUGUUCAUCGCAAUUAAGAGGGACAUUCGGACAUUGAGAGCACCCAUUAGUUCGGAUGUUUUACGGCACAGGCCAAUACAAACUAGAAUAUCGUUCAACCAAAAAACCUAUAUCCCUGUUUAAAUGGAGUUAAUGGCCCUUAUUAUCGGUAUCACUUCACGGUGAAAAUCGAGUGAAGUGAAUUCAGGUCCUUAUUACGGAAGCCCCGCUUCAGAGACAAAAGUAAUUACUUGGAUGAACUUGAUGUCAUUAUGAAGAAAUAUAGAAAAAAAAACAGAACAAAGUUAUUUCCUGUAAGAUAAAUGCCUGUACGCAUCGUAGAAUUCUAAAUUUCAACCUGCAUCAAACCAACAAAAUUAUUGUUGGAAACCGAGAUAUUGCAGCUUCAAACAAAAUUGGCUUACUUUGAACCAGAAUAUGGUUGUUGCCAAACAAAUGUUGGUUGUUUCAAAAAAACAAAACAUUGGUUGAAGUUUAGAACAAAUAUUUUUCAUGAAUUCAGCAACCACAAGUCUGAUCCCAUGACCGUAAAAAUCCGAUCCACCAUCCAUCGCUGAAUCCCGGAAAUCCACCGCAAACAGGAGUCAAACUCCCGGCUUCCCGGUUCAGUGCCGCGAAGUGUUCGCCCCCUCCCCCUCAGUCGUAGACUAUUCACCGUAUCACGAAUUUGUCAAUUUAUUCUGUAAAUUAAUGCUUUCACUUUCAAAUGCGCUAGUUAAAGAAUGCGAAACUAAGAGCAGCUCGCUGCAAUAUAACCUAUAAUUAAAGAAAAAACAACAAUCGGACCUUGUACCCAGAAUCAGCGAAUGCAUUUUUAAUCCAGAACGUUCAGUUCAGUUCAUGCUAGUUAGACUGUUGCUUGUCACAUGCUUAUUUGUGACAGAGCUGGAGCCCUCCAGUUCUAAUCGCAUCGUAUCGUAGCAGGCGUGCGAGCAGUGUCAGUUUGUUAAUUCAGUAUCACUCCCGGGGAAAAACUUACGUAACUGUCGCAUCGGUGGAUGAGAUCGCGUAGGAAUCGGAGAAAUUUUCUAUUACUGUAAAUAGUUCACGUUCGUUAUUCGUUUGUAGUGAAAGAAUUAAGCAAAACCAAAAAAGAAACAUGUAUUUGAAAUUACUCGUGUUGACAUGAAUGCGAUUUAUUAGUUUAUAGAAGAAAGUUAGUAUAAUUCAUCAUGAGUCGGGUGAGCUGACGUGACAGAUUUAAUUUAAUGUUCCAUUAUACUAUUAGAUGAUGAAUGAAGAGAUUUUUUUCCAAAUAUACUAGGUAUAAUCGAUAGCUUUUAACUUCUCUUUUAAAGUACGAGGUAGGUUAUGUUUCGUUACAGUUUGCAUUUCGCGCCUUUAGCGUCCUCCACGGGACCGUUAGAAAUUGUUACCGUCGACCUAAACAGGUUGAUUUUGGAUUUUUUCCCCUAGGAUAAAGAAAAUCUGUUUAUUCUGCCUUCGUCGAAUAUUGCACUCACUCAGUAUAAUUGAGCCCACAUACGCGCUUAAGCCAAAUAUGUUAUGAAUUAAAUGAACCGUAAACCUCGUCAGCAACGUAAGCAAAGUGAAAAAAAACAGGAACUGACAUCGAUUAUUAACCGAAGAAAGCCGGAAACCGUCGUCGUCGCAGUGUCUCUCGACGAACCGCCGAUCAAAUGUGUGUAUGGUUCCCCCCCCCCCCUCUCCCUGCAGCGUCUUUACGUUCGUGUGCCUGUAUAUGUGUGUGUGUGUGUUCUUCGACCCGCAUCAGGAAGCGUUACUCUCAGUCAAAAUACUCAUACUACUGUCAUGCCAACAGUCGCCAGUUCAUCCCCCCAUCGGGCUUGUCGUUAUAUCACUGUUUCAUAUCGUAGAAAUACAUACAUACUUACAUACAUGCAAUCUAGAAGCACACCUACAUGGAAGAAAACAAGUAAAACAGCAGCAGCAUUACACCUAAUGCAACAUCGAGAACUAACAACCGUACUAGUUGUAAACAUUCCGUUCGUUGUUACCCACACAUCCACCAGUUACUGCUGCAUGUAAGUAAAUAAAAAAAUAAACGGGAAAACUAACACUUGUAAAUCAUACGCAGGCACCCAUGGAUUAGGUUACGUUUAGAGCUCUAGAUCUCCAAUCGCUUCCCAACCAAAAAAAAAACAAAAUCGUACACCCAAACAUACUCUAACCGAACAAUAGCUAUUGUUGCAUGGCAAGUAACUCCGUACACGUAACCAGAAUUGAUGUAACCUAUGGAAACCUCUUUCCGUCAAGUGCUAUUUUCACCAAGGAAACCAUUCAUUCAUUCAUUCAUGCAUUCAAUGAUCAUCACCACUCAGUAAGGAUCCAUACACGAGAACUUCCAUUUCCGCAGUACGUCCUAGGGGGGUUCGUUUAAUUAUCAUCAUGAAAUCAUCGAACAAUCAUUAGUUUGAGUCGGGUAAUAAAUUAGGACACGGUUAGGGCACUACUCUCUGCAAAGUAUCUAUCGUCUGAAAACAAAAAAUGCACAAAUUCUGGGCACAUGCGUGCCUGCUGCUGUUGACGGUGACAACCUGGUGUGUGGAUGGUCCAAGUAAAGCGUUUCCAGCUCGAAAGAAUCGGGUUUCAUGAUAUUUCACAAAUCUCCAAAGUUCCAGAAUGUCCUCGAAGCGUCGGAAUUCGAUGCGUAGUUCGAUAAUUAACACGACCUAUUAAAUCUUAGAAGAAAACAUUACAGUUGCAUUAUUUUCUUUCCAAUUCAUUUCACUUUCUGCGCAGUUUAACCAAAGAUAAAUAAUAAAGACAUGUACGUGCUUAUAAAUAUUAUUGAAAAUGUGGUUCGUUCCCGGUACCUUCUGAAAUGACCGCACUCAUCACUUGGUGGAGCGCGAGAUUAAUUGCAUUGUUAUCAUUCCAACCAAAGUGUGCCAUAAAAUCUCAAUACAUACAAAUGAGCUACCGAAUCGAAAGAGUACUCACGGUUUGACAUUUGCUUUAUGAAUGUAUGAAGGGAACUCAGCAGUGCAAUCAAUUUAUCACCAUUGGUGCCAGUUUUACGAAGGACCGUAGAUGUGCGCCAAAAAAAGAUCGUGACUGUCAUGUCUGGAAAUUCGUUUGUGACCAAACCAUCCGAAAAUUCUCUUCAACGUAGUUUUCUAUGGAUUGGUUUUUUGGCCGUCAACAUAGAAGUCAGGCAGCACUGAAAUGAAGCUUCCCAAUAAAAAAAAAUCCUCACCCAAUUAUCUCCCAGACUAAAUCGGGUUUGGUCGUGUGAAUCUACCGACUUUAAAACAAAUGAUUUUUUAUGAAUUGUUGUAUUUCAUUAUUCAAAUUCAAAUUGACGAAACCGGUUGAUUAAUCUAUCUACAACAACGUUGCUAAAUUUCGUCGGCAGUACCGUCGGUCAAAAUCAGUCAUAGUGCACAUUUUGUGAACUGGUAAUUUUUCUUAUUGGGUUACCAAUCACCGGGUUGUCAUCGUCAAAACUUGUCAUUUGAAAUAUUUCACGAAACAUUUCACGUCAUUUUGGUCAUUCGGGUCCGCAAACAAAGCAACCGAGUUUUCAGUCAAACUAACAUACAUUUCUACAACAACAAAAAGCAUUGAAAAAAUCAUCAUCAGAGUAACGCUACCAGCACGAAUAACAGUAGGUAUAAAAUUCAUUGUUUUUUUGUUCUGUGCAUUGCUAGAGCAAAGCUAAGAAUGGUAAACAUACACACAAACAAUUGCGAUUUAGAACAUGAAGCAUAUCACACGAUGGACAUCACGCAACUAAGUGAAACUGAAGAGUAACUAUGUGAGUGAGGGAGACAGAAAGAAAGAACGAUAAAUAGGAAGCACCUUAACACGCAAACAUGCUCAUCCGAAUGUCAGCCACACAUGCACACUCAUGCAUACGAACAAAACAAUCGCGCGUGAAGGAAAUUAAGGUGAAUCUAAGAAGAAUGAGAACAAAAAUACAUUUAAAAAGUAAACAAAUAUUUUUUGAUAUAAAUUUACAAUCUCUUUAAGCCACCCUCAGCAAGAUUGUGGGGGAAAAUGCGCUAGCCGCAGUUUUUUUUUUGUUUUGUUCGGUUCUGUCCUACUUUUAGGCAAUACUACUGAGAAGGUAUUAAUUUAGCCACUAAAACUGUUUUGCGAUGUCAGCAGAACAAAAUUAAACCAAAAAAAUAAAAAAAUAAAUACACAAACAUCCGACGAACUGUGAAAAGCUUUUGCUCUAUCUUUUAACAACCGCUUGCAUUGUUUACAAGGCAUGAGGGAAAACGACGUGUCCCAUCUGAAAACAAUCGAACCAAAGCCAGCAGACAGACAUUCUUCUGGAAGCGUAACGCAUUUCAAUUGUAAGGCUUUUUCCUAUAACAAAAACCAAAAAAAAAUUAGUUACUAACUGUUAAGACCGACGCAGUAAGCUUACUUUAGUUUUUGAUAUCAAAUUCUUACUAUUGUUUUUUAAUUUUUUAACGUAAUAACUAAAGCUCACCUGAUCUCACACAUACACACAAACACACAGGAUCUGUGUUUUUUUUUCGGUGAGAGACACUGCGUCAGAAAACAAAGCGAUAACGAAGGGUAGUAGAACAAAAGAAAUAGCAUACAACACAACAAGUAUUAAUUGUAAUGAUUGAAUGGAAGUUAAUGGUACACGAGUAGCUGUAUUUAAACAGAUUUAAACAAACAAAAAAAAUAAGUGAAUGAAAGUUUUAUAUAUGUUGAAACCCAAAAAAAACUCGUUGAGGUAGCCUAUUAUUAGUAAAUUUUAACUUGAAUAAAGUAAACAAUCAGUUCUGAAACUAGAAUGAGAGAUGGGUAUGAUAGGCACAUAAAUGCGUACAUACACACACACAUACACGUUUUAGUGUUCACAAUUUGUUUUUUUUUUGUAUUAACACUGCAGCACCGUAUUGGUUGGCAUUUCUGUUUUGUGGCUUAAAUAAGUGAAUGAAAAACGAGGAAGAAAUGUGUAUUAAAGUAACCUCACCACGUUUAUGAAAAAACACACAUACAAACACACACACACACAACAGCAAACCACUAGCUUUUGAUACCGUAGCAAAUACGCGAGCAGCGCUUUCGUCCCUAGCUGAAGCCCCAAUGUCAGUCAAUGCCGUUUUAUGUUCGGUAUUUCCAUCAUAGUAGGCCAGUUCGGACAUGUAUUUCUAUUUCUGCUCGCGUGACAGUUGUUUGGUUUUGUUUUGUUUUGUUCACGUUUUGAAUCGGAUUCCCAUGGCAACCGAACAGCAAAGUGUUUGUUUCGGUAAACUGGUAAAACAUAGAAGGAGAGAAACGUGGUUCAAGAAUUACUAAUGGAAUUAAAUGAAAUUAAUAUUGUCACUGCAAUAUAAACCCAACUAAAUAGAAACAAUUUGUAAUCGCAGAGAGAGAGAGAGAACACAAAAUCGCUAGAAUAAAAAAAUUGCAAAAUCACUGAAUAUACACAAACAAUUAAUCACUAGGAAAACGUCAAACGCCCUGUUAGAAAAGUGGAACAAGUUGACCCCCGUCAGAGACGAAAAAAACGGAAGCGUUUUUUCUCAUUUGACAAUUCGAUCGUGUAACAGCAUCCUUCGUGUAGUUGUAAUUGAAAAAAAAAUCAAAAAACUAAUUGUUGAUCCUCUGCAAGUCUUAAUACAAAGAAAAAGAAGCAACUAAUUCUUUUCUAAUUGUUUCUGUUUGUUCCAAAAGAAAAUGUGAAAUAUUUACUACAGAACGCGUCAUUCAUUGUUGAUUAUUUAUUCGAACAGAAAAAAACCUAAAGAAAAUCAAACAACCUUCCCAAUUUUUAGUCCUUCUAGUCCGAAGAAUAAUAAAAACGAACGAAAAAAAAAUAGUGUAAUGUAAUCAUGCAAAAAAAAACUAACAUUCAUAGCGAAACGAGUUUCAUCAUCGUAUAUAGAAAAAAAAAAUAGCGAAACAACUACCACACGAAAUAAACGUAAGAAUAGUGAAAAUAAUUUCCAAUGUCUAAAUCCCUUGAUUUCUUCGACUCUAUUCAAUACUACACACUCUCAGCCUCCAUCGCUCCUUGUACGAACUAUAACUGAACUUUUCUUACUUUCGCACUAACACAAAUAGAGGGAGAAAACGAGAGAUAGGAAAAGAGAAAGAGAGAAAGAGUCACACAAACAGCAUGACGUAAGACGUUCGCCCGGCUUAUGGCAUUAGACUAAACAGAACAAACCAAAACAGAGACCGUGUACUGGGUUCUGUAUUAUCCGAUACGGUUUAUUUAAAUAGUAGGCGGCGAGCAGCAGCAACGCUGGAUGUCAAAUAUUUCUAACCUAUAGAGUAACAUCAAUAUCAGACAGUCAAUCAACAAAGUACGUACACGUAAAAUGAAUCAUUGAUGUUACUCACAGUGUUUGAAAUACUCACACCUACAAGUAAAUAAAACUGUUCAAAACGAAUGCGAGAAUAAGCAGACGAAGAAGAAGGAGAAAUAGAAGCAUAAAUUGCCAUCACUGCCACAAUAUUUGAAACAAAAGAGCUAAGUGUUAAACGUAAUCAGAUAGAAUCAGAAAUGGUACGAAGCCGAAGUAGUCAUAGAGCUAAUAGUGAAACAUUUUAACCAACACCUGCGAACCGGAAGCGAAACGUCAUCUCUCUCCCCUAUUAGUAGGGCGAACGUGUAUCCGUGCGAAACCAACAAAAAAAAUGGCUCCAUAGUGGAUUAAUUCUGUAUAAAUAAUGUAAAAUGUAGCAACAGCAGCAACUGAAAACAGCUGCAAACAGAAAACACACUCACACAUGCAUACAUUCCUUCCUGUAAACAAGGGAUACAUUCGCAGUCGCACACAUGCAUCAUCUCUCACGUACACUACUGUGCAACUCACAGUACAGCACAGCACAGCAUUGCACAGACUCAUAGAUGGCACAUAGAAGCAGUCUGCAUAGAGCAUACAUUUCAAAGCAGUGCAAAUACACAUCCACCAGAGUCUCGAAGGUCACCAAACAAAUGAAACAAUGGCACGGUUUUGGUGACGGUAACAAAACCAAACACACAGAAAAUCCUGCAAUGAAAAAACAACGCGAAACAAAACAACAACAACAAAAAAACAGAAGAAGAAUAUCCAAGGGGAAAUGGGAUGCAAAUAAACGCAGAAAAAAAAACAAGAAAAGAAUAGUCAAACACUGCGACACGGAAAGAUUGAUAAAAAGGAAGAAAAAAAAUCUACUAAUAAUUAUUAUAAAGUAAAUAAUGCAUAAAUAUUAAAAAUAUGAAUAAUGAUAUGUUAUGAAUAUAUUAUAUAUAUGAAUAUAUACAUGAUAAAUAUUAAAA